This is a messenger RNA of Petromyzon marinus (sea lamprey), 2306 nucleotides long. RefSeq names its product major facilitator superfamily domain containing 12 (gene MFSD12). Gene Ontology annotation, biological process: carbohydrate transport; pigment metabolic process involved in pigmentation; regulation of melanin biosynthetic process. The record is from RefSeq and is a predicted model, not a curated record. Gene Ontology annotation, molecular function: symporter activity. Gene Ontology annotation, cellular component: plasma membrane. Lineage: Eukaryota; Metazoa; Chordata; Hyperoartia; Petromyzontiformes; Petromyzontidae.
UAACCACCACUACUACCACUACUACUAACCACCACUACCACCACCACUACUACCACCACCACUACCAACCACCACUACUACCAACCACCACCACAACUAGCCACAACCAACGACCAUGGCCGAUCGCACCCCGCUGAGCGCCUCCACGAAGCUGUGCUACGCCGUGGGGCACGUGCUCAACGACCUGUGCGCGUCCAUGUGGUUCACCUACCUCCUCGUCUACUUCCACAACGUGCUGCGCUUCAGCAACGCGUCCGCGGGCGUCGUGCUCGCCGUGGGCCAGGCGGCCGACGGCCUCUGCACGCCGCUCAUCGGCUACGAGUCGGACCGCUCGCUCGCAGCCUGCGCCUACGGCCGCCGCAAGACGUGGCACCUUGUGGGCACGGUCAGUGUGCUCGUGUCCUUCCCCUUCAUCUACCUGCACUGCCUCGGCUGCUCGGAGUUCACCCCCGAGUACGCCCAGCUGCUCUACUUCCUGCCGCUCGUCAUCAUCUUCCAGUUCGGCUGGGCGGCCACGCAGAUCUCGCACCUCUCCAUCAUCCCUGAGCUCGCCACCAACGAUGGCGAGAAGGUGGAGCUCACCGCGUACAGGUACGCGUUCACGGUAUGCGCCAACAUCCUGGUGUUCGGCAUCGCUUGGCUGCUCUUCCACUUCCAGGCCAACAAGGAGGACCUGGGCGCCGACCUUGGCCCCGAGGACGGUGCCAUCUUCAGGAACCUCGUUCUCAUCGUCGUGGCGAUUGGCGCCGUCUUCUCGCUCGUCUUCCACCUGGGGACCAAGGAGCAGCCGCCCCGCGGCGACGGGGAGGGCGAGCGGCCCGAUGAGGCGACCCCGCUCAUCCAGGGUGGCGUCGUGCGCUCCACCAUGCGCAUGAAGUGGAGCGAUUGGCUGAAGGAGCCAUCCUUCCACCAGCUGGCGCUGUUGUACAUGUGCACGAGGCUCAUCGUGAACCUGUCGCAGGCCUACAUCCCCAUGUACCUCACCGAGAGCCUGGAGCUCGACAAGAAUUACAUCGCCACGAUCCCGCUGGUGAUGUACGUGAGCGGCUUCCUCUCCUCCUUCCUCAUGAAGCCCAUCAAUCGAAUCGCCGGCAGAAACAUGACCUAUUUCCUGGGCCUGGUGCUGGUGCUGGUGUUUGCCGACUGGGUGUGGUUGGGCGUGGGGGGCAAUGCCGUCUAUGGGGCGGCCGUGCUGCUUGGAGUAGGGGGCUCCACCAUCCUCGUCACCUCCUUGUCGAUGACGGCCGACCUCAUCGGGCCCAACACGGAAAGCGGCGCAUUUGUGUACGGAGCCAUGAGCUUCACAGACAAGGUGUCCAACGGCCUCGGAGUGCUGCUCAUACAGAACCUGCAUCCUUGCAAAGACGUGCCGUGCUGCGACCAGUGCAAGCCGUUCUACCGCACCAUCAUGGUGGCGGUGCCGGGCGGCGUCGCCGUGCUGGCGCUCAUCGGCCUCGCCCUCAUCGUCGCCAUUCCCAUCCGCGUGCGCAAAGGCUGCACGCCCCCCAUGCUGGAGAACGGCUCCGUCAACGUCCCCACGGAGACCGGCGGGGGCAGCGGUGACGAUUCUCAAUGACCCCCCCCCCAACUCCUUUCCCGUGACCACAAUCCCGCCCCCCCUCCUCCCACCUCAACCCCAUCCUGUCCCUCUCUGGGUAGGAGUGCAAGAGACUUGAGCCCGUGUCACUGGGACCAUAUGGACUAACAGGGACUAACAGGGACUCGGUGGGGACUCACUGGAAUUGAGUGGAACUCACCAGGACGCGCUGCGUGCAUCAGGACUGCAACUGUUACUGGGGAUCCGAGCGUCCACUUCAGCUCGUGGGGUCAGAGGUUGCCCAGGGAAGGUGAACCCUGACCCAGUUAGCUUAACUCCCCAUGCACCACCACACCGUAGGUGUAUGCACGUUGAACUUAUCACCGUACGUAGCCAGCCGCGCUAAUCGGAGGUGGUGGAGUGCCAAACUGGUUGGUGGUGGUGGUGGUGGAGCGCCAGGUGGUGGAUCUGUUCGCCGUCAGGAACCACUGCGCUGACCGCGGCGCUCGUCCUUAAGAAGAGGGGAACCGAGUCUGUAAAUUGUCGUGCCCUGGCUCUCCUCCGAGGUUCUGCCGCCCGUCGCUCCUCGAUCGUGGGGCGCGUGGGCGGCGUCGCGAUUUCUUGUUAAGGGACCUCCGCCCCCCCCUCUGCCCCCCCCUCUGCCCCUUAAUGAAGCUCGGUUGGGCGGGGGGGCCUCGUGAUGGGCGGUGGCGCUGCGCGUUUGCACAUUGUGAUUUGAGGUUGUUGUAAUAAAGGUGUCUGCACGUGC